AACCCCUCGUCGUUGCCAUUCUCACUCUCCUUCUAACGUCUGCCAUCCCUCUACCUCUCUCCCUGCUCGUCGUCGUCGUCGUUCUCGACAUCGUCGACAUCCUCCUCUUUGCCUCAAGCUACUGUCAACAUCGUAGUAGAGCAUCGACGCGGACAUCUCUUCAAUCUCAGUCACUCAUUUCAUCCAACUGCACUUCUUUUGUUCUCUCUUUUUUGCCUGCAACGAACCUACCCUGUCUACAAACGGCCGGCCGUGAUUGAACAGUAGAGGACGCGUCUUCCUCUAGCCAAUCCUUCAACACCCACCGUCUAUCCGACAAUGCACCGUCCUUCCAUAUUACUUCUUCUCCUCAUCUCUCUAGGGGCCGUACAAGGGCUGUCGUACGUGCGCGACCACACGCGACCUCCAAGGGAAGCACCUCUACCCGUUGCCAAGCGUGAACUGUCAGGCGGUAUCGCAGCCGCCCAUGUCGCGCGUAACAAUGCGCACCAUCAUGGACGUAUGAUUCGCCGGCGCACUGUCCAGGCCAAUGUAGAGAGGGAUAUCAUCACGUCUUUGUUUCCCCCCAAUCCUGCCGGAAACGCCGCACCUACACCCACAGGGAAUGCAACGAGUACAUCGUCCGAUACGACUUCCAGCUCGUCAUCCACCACUAACAGCACCAUUCCCACCGAUUCCCUUAGCAGUACUUCUUCCUCAUCCACUACCACUACCAGCACUACUUCUACCUCUGCUACUACGUCCACCACAUCCACAAACUCGACAACCACUACCUCCAGCACCACAAGCACGACUCCCACAAGCUCCGACACCACCCUUCCUCAAGCCACUGCUCCUGCUCCAGACAACAAUCAAGACAAUCAAGUGAGCACGCAGUAUCAGUACGUGACGACUGGGUCGCGUCCGUCCAUAUCUUCAAGUCCUACGUCAUCGGCGGGUGCCUCCGGUGCUACGACGUCCUCGACCUCCAUCGCUAAGAAUACGUUGAUCGCUAUCAUCGUCAUCGCGUCCGUCGUGGGUGUUUCGGCAGCUGCAUUCACCAUCAUCCGGAAAUGGAAGUUCGGCCCGUCGAGCAAGUUCGAAGAGCGCAUGCAGCCUAUCGAUUUCUCCCCCGGUGGUGGAAUGGAGGAGGUCGAGGAGAAGGCCCACAACCGAGGCACGAGUGGUGGAUCCUGGGAAGCUGGUUCUGGGGAGAAGAAUGAUGCCGGUCUCGCAGCGGGUGGAUCCACGUACCCCGAUGCGUCUCCUUCAGAGGCGUAUGCCUCUUAUCCGCAAGCGCAUGACUACACGUCGAACGGCGCGUACCCGGCACACGACUUCACUGCUGGCUCCACGGGCGAGUACGGCUACAGCGGUCAGGAGCAGUACGGCUAUGCCGAUAUGCAGCGUGGCGGUGACCCGCACGCUCAGUACUACGCCGAGCAGCAGCACUAUGCGGACCCUAGCCAUCAAGGUGCCGACUUGGCGCGUGGGCCGAGCGCGAACUAUGGCCAGCACGCCCAGUAUGUCCAAGAGGGCGCUGAUCUGACACGUGGCCCAAGUGCGAACUAUGGACAGCACGCACAGUAUGCCCCAGAAGGCGCGGACUUGACGCGUGGCCCGAGCGCAAACUAUGGUCAACAGGCACAUUAUGCCCAGGAGAAUGCAUACGCACAGCAAUUCCCUGGGUACGGCAACAAUGGCGGCUACCCAUCGCACGGCCAGCAACAGUUCCAUGGCGGAUACUAAGUUCUAGGCACGUGGAGCAUUCAUGAUUUCGACAGCGACAUUGCAUACAGCACAACUGCUUUCUUUUACUUUCCAUCUUUCCCCGCGCUCGUUUUAUUCCGAGUGUCCGGCAGUGCCGAGCACUCAUUUUCUUGUAUCUUGCUUUUAACCCCGUCCUUGCGUACCUCAAGUUUUCCCCCUGCGACACGACUUUUUUGCUUGAUUUUUUGUUCUGCCACCGCCGUCCAUGCAAGCAGCCUAUCUUCCGACAUAUCACUCUCUUUCAUGUCCGAACCUGUGCUCACAAGAUAUCCUACUGUUUUGGCAUCCCUUUCUUCGUGCCGCAUAUGAAACCGAGGCGAUGCUUGUGGACGGGAGAUGCGUUCUGAUGCGCUACUGUAAUGCCUGCAGUGAGCAGAUAGCUAGGAGGAAUGUAGUGCGUUGAUA
Dacryopinax primogenitus is the source of this 2154-nucleotide messenger RNA. RefSeq lists its product as uncharacterized. Lineage: Eukaryota; Fungi; Basidiomycota; Dacrymycetes; Dacrymycetales; Dacrymycetaceae. The record is from RefSeq and is a predicted model, not a curated record. Bases 319 to 1728 code for a protein of 469 amino acids. The transcript has 2 exons.